AUGAUGAUGAUGAAGCGCCAAUCCUACCAGGGCGGAUAUUCAGUGGAGGCCCACUUAGUGGCUAACCCACCCGAGCUGGAUCAAAUGAGUCCCGGACCGGGGGAGAAAAGCCUGGGUUGUCUCUCCGGAGAACGGAGAACCAGCGUCAUUAUCGCCAUGGGCGUCGUGGCCACCGCCCUGUUCUGCUGUUGUGUCGCCGGAGCAAUCCUCUACGCAUACUAUGGCCCUUACGGCGCAGCACCCGCCGCACGAAUAAAACCGUGCGAGAAGAUCUACUGCCGUUUCGGAGCGGAAUGCCACGUUAGCGAUGACAAAGCGUACUGUCGCUGUAGGAAAACGUGUUCGGAUACUUUUGCGCCCGUGUGCGGUUCCGACGGAAUCACGUAUUCAUCGGAAUGCAAGCUCAAAAUGGCUUCGUGUAUCAGUCAGAAACGGAUCUAUGUCGAGAAAAUCGGACCAUGUGACACCCAGGACCCUUGUCUGGAUAAAGAGUGCCAAUUCGGUGCCGAGUGUAAGGUACGUCUCGACGGGAAGGCGGCAGAAUGCGUUUGCCCGGAGAAGUGUACCUCCUACGGAGACUCAAAAGGAUCCCGGCCUGUCUGUGGUUCCGAUGGAAAAGACUAUCCAAGUGUCUGCGAGCUCAAGAGAUCGGCUUGCAAGGAAAUGCGGCACAUCACGACCAAGUACCAGGGAUCUUGUGACCCUUGCCAGUCUGUCGAGUGUCCUGAACAUCAAGUAUGUCAACUCGACAAGGCGCGGAAUGCAGUUUGUCAAUGCAACUCACAAUGUCCUCGAGAGGUACGGCCGGUGUGCGGCUCGGAUGGGAAGACCUAUUCGAACGAAUGCGCCAUGAGGGUUGAAGCCUGUAUUACGCGGAGACAAAUCAGGGUCCUGUACCAAAAGGAGUGUGAUUCAGUACUCAAUCCAUGCCGAGCUGUCAACUGUGGCCCGGCGCAAGAAUGUGAAAUCGACCGGCAGGGUACAGCUGUGUGCAGCUGUCCGCCUCCUUGUGAACAGGUGGUACGCCCGAUAUGCGGGACGGACGGGGUUACGUACGACUCUAUCUGCGAUCUGAAUAGACAGGCUUGCCUUCAGAACACCGACGUGCAAGUUGCCUACAGCGGAACCUGCGAUGAAAACGGUGCGUGCCACAACUACCCCUGCCAACUGGGAGCUUUCUGCGUGGUUCUACCGAAUGGAUUCCCAUCGUGUGAAUGCCCAACUUGUUCCGAGGAAUUCGAACCUGUCUGCGGUUCCGAUGGAAUUUCUUAUACAAACGAAUGCAAGUUGCGCAAAGAGGCCUGCGAACACAAGAAAGAUAUCUACGUCGAGUACAAGGGACUCUGCGCCGAUUCGUGCGCCAACAAGAAGUGCGACCACUACGCCAUGUGUAAAACGAACAGCGGAAACGCUUUAUGUGAAUGCCCCUCGGAAUGCAAACCGGUGAAACUCCCGGUUUGCGGAAGCAACGGAAAAACUUACGAAAACGAGUGUGAGCUCCAGGUGGACGCUUGUAACUCGAAAUCCGACAUAGCUGUUUCCUCCACGGGACCGUGCGACAUGUGCUCGAACGUCGUAUGUCAUUUCGGUGCUCGUUGCGAAAAUGGCGACUGCGUUUGUCCAACGAGUUGUCCUGACAAUUAUUCUCCGGUUUGUGGUAAUGACGGCGUUACCUACAGCAACGAGUGUGAGUUGCGGACAGCUUCUUGUAAGAAAGGCCGUCAGCUACAGGUUCUCCACUUCAAAGAAUGCGACGACGAAAUUGUCUCCAGUGCAGAGGGGUCUGGCAGCAAAUGCGAGGAAAACUGUCGCUUUGGCGGAAUCUGCAAGCCCCGUUUCUCCGGAGAUCCGAUGGAGUGCCGUUGUGAAUUCAACUGUCCCGACGUUCGAGUAGAUGAGAGCACUUUCGUCUGCGGGUCUGACGGCAAAAAAUACGCUUCCUCUUGCCACCUUCAGAUGGAGGCUUGUAAGAAGCAAAAACAUAUCAAGACCGCACCCAAGGAACGCUGUCUGGCAAAGGAUCUCAAAGCAAUAGGAAUAAAUUCCGGCUAACGUGUCCGCGUUACAGAAGGGAAAAGUUCACUGCCUUGCGAAGGAGGUCUCCCGCUCAAAGAUCCAGCCACAGGCAACGAAUACUACUGCGGCGACGGCGGGAAAACCUGCCCUUCGGGAACCUACUGUCACAAAGGCAUCGGAUUCGCCACCUGCUGCGAGAAGAAAGCCAAAACGACCAAGUGCAUGUUCAGCAAAUACGGAUGUUGCCCGGACAGCAUCACUUCGGCCUUGGGUCCGGCCCAUCUUGGCUGUCCCGGAGCUUGUGGAUGCAACAAAUUGGGUUCGAUUGGGAACAUGUGCGACCCAGUCACGAAACAGUGCCAGUGCAAGCCGGGAGUGGGUGGAUUACGCUGUGAGAGAUGCGAGCCAGGAUACUGGGGUUUGCACCGCAUAGGAGAAGGUCUCCCCGGCUGCUCGUUGUGCGAAUGUCAUCCAUUAGGCUCGGUCAGGGAUGAUUGUGAGCAAAUGACAGGACGCUGCGUAUGUAAACACGGCGUGCAGGGCAUGAAGUGUAACACCUGUCCGAGUGGAGAGGUGCUCAGUGCAGAUGGCUGUACCGACGCCUCUCUCGUUCGACCGAUAAGCGGGACCUGUGCCACUCUAGUGUGCCGUCAUGGCGCCGUGUGCCAGCAGCGGGGUCCUGGUGAAGCGCUAUGUAUGUGCGACGUUAAAUGCUCUCCUGAAGAAGAUACAGGAGGACCGGUUUGUGGGUCCGACGGAAACUCCUACGGCUCCGCUUGUCAACUUCGCGAAUUCAGCUGCCGAACCCAAAAGCACAUCUCAAUCGUGCAUUUCGGACACUGUCAAAUGGAGGACAUCUCACCCACAUCCGGCCCUAUGCGACGCUCGACCGUGGAACGUUGGACUUUGGAUGAUGACCACAAGUCUACCCGGGAAAUAAGCAUGUCCAGUCUGCCCGACGAAUUCAGGCCGACCGAGGCAUCGAAUAGUCUGUUCACGAACGAUGACUCGAUUCAGGUCCCCCAUUUCAACGGGAAAGCAUAUCUAGAACUGCGACGAUUACAAGCCUACCAAGGGCUCUCUCUGGAAAUCGAAUUCAAGGCCUACUCCAGCGACGGCUUACUUCUCUACAACGGACAGACUAUGACAGGAGCGGGAGAUUUCUUGUCAUUAGCUCUUCGCGACGGCCACGUCGAGUUUCGAUACAACUUGGGCAGUGGUACGGUUACACUGAAGUCUCACGAGCGUGUGACUCCUGGGGAAUAUCAUCACGUAAUGAUUCGACGCUAUCACCAAGAUGGAGUGCUUAAAGUCGACAACGGUGCCGAGGUGACCGGCAGAUCAGAUGGGAUCCUGAAAUCACUCGAUCUCGCCGAAAACCUCUACGUAGGAUCUGUCCCUAAACGGAUCGAGGGAAUAUUUCAAAACGUCGGUGUUUCCACUGGUUUCCAAGGCUGCAUCAGUCUUAUUCGGGUAGGGAAGAAACACCUCAACCUGAAAUACCCUCAGUCCAAAGACAUCCUCAGCGCCUACAACAUUCGCGAGUGCACUGAAAACGCUUGUUCUGCUGCACCCUGCAAGAACGGGGCGCUCUGCGAGCCAGUCGGCACCUCGUACAGGUGCGAGUGCCGUCCCGGAUUCGGUGGGAGAGACUGUGAGGACGCGACCCACAAGUGUUCCACUCAUCCCUGCGCUCAUGGCUCGACGUGCGUUCCCACGGACGAUAACAAAUUCUACUGCAAGUGUCCCCCUGGGAAAUCCGGGACAUACUGCGAUACGAGUAUCAAAGCAGCGGGACCGAACUCGGUCGUGUUGUUCAGUGGAUACAGCUUCCUGGUCCUGCCAACCAUGCAAGGGAUCUCUCAGUACUUCACGAUCGACAUCUGGUUCAUGCCAAGGGCAUCAACCGGACUUCUACUGUACAACGGACAGGGAACCACUGGGAAGGGUGAUUUCCUCUCCAUCUCACUGGUUUCUCAACAUGUUGAAUACCGAUACAACCUGGGCGGUGGAGGUGUUAAUGUUUCUUCCACCGUCGUGUUGACAGCACCGAACAUGAUCAGUUUGAACGAAUGGCACUCGAUCCGAGUGACCAGAAGUAAGAAGGAAGGUUCUCUACAAGUCGAUCGAGGACCUGUGGUUCAAGCCGUGUCCAUGGGAUCACUGGACGAACUAAAUCUGGAUCAGCCCUUGUACAUAGGGGGAGUGUCGGGGGAUACUCCGCUGCCGAAAGAUAUCGGCCCCACAGCCGGUUUCGACGGCGCCAUCCAGCGUAUAGUCGUCAACGGCGCGGUUUGGGACAACCUCUUGGCGAGGGCCCGCUCAUCGCACAUGGUAUCGCAGUACCAUGGGGCGCCGUGCGGAAGCCGGCCAUGCAGGAAUGGCGGUAUCUGUACGCCGCUAUUGAACCUAUACACGUGCUCUUGCGCGCCAAACUUCGGCGGUAAGCACUGUGAAAAAGUGCUCUCGACCAGAGAAGAAGAACUCAGCCAGCCGGUGCUCUUCGACGGUCACACUUAUGUGCAUAUACCCCAUAGAUUCGUCUCCAAAGCGGAGAACAAUGAAGAUGAUACCAUCGAGGUUAGAUUCAGAUCGAAGCAGACCAACGGCUUGUUGGCCUGGGUAGCCGAGGGUGGCCCGGCCUCCGUGGGGGUUAACGGAGGCUACAUGGCUCUAGCCCUGGCUGAAGGCCAUCUCGAGUUUAACUUGAAUCUCGGGGAAAUGCGGAAGGCCGUCGUACUACGCAGCACGGCAAAUCUCAACGACGGACGGUGGCAUCACGCAAAAGUUACCGUCAACGCGCAGAUGGCUUCCUUACAAGUCGACAGUUCUCUCACAACAACCGUCGCCAUGGAUCACUCGCUGGAGGAAUUAUCGAGCAGUGGGGUCAUCUGGGUUGGAGGCGCGUCCACUCUACCGGCCCGUCUGCCGUCGGCCUUCUACAACGGGUACAACGGCUGCAUAGCGUACCUAGCGCUCAACGGAGAGUCGCUCACGUUGGCCCUCCACAUACAUCCGGACAAAUUGAGAUCGUGUUCCGAUCGAGACACGGGCCGCGAUCUCAGUAGAUUAUAAAUAUAUGAUGAUCGGGAGCGCUCUAGUCUUGAACUGAAGGCGAUGUAAAAUAAAAUGACUGAAGAGAAGGAGAUCGAAGGUAAGAGGAGAAUCGGAAGGGAUGGAGACUGCGGUGCCUCUGAGCAGCUCAAGUCAACACCGCCUCCGGAAGAUUCUCCCCAGACGGAGAGAUUGUGAGUUCGAGCGAGGACAUGUCGUCGCGAACGGAACCAACUCGGAGCGACAUGACACGGCAAAAACUUCAGCGGGAGGAGCGGUUAUAGAAUUAAGGAAUGGACGAAAAUGUUAGGAAACAGAUCAAAAGUCUUCCGGUCUCGCUAGAACCCCUAAAACUCCAGUCUCAUCACUUAUCGGCGACGGGAACGGAGCGGAAAUCCUUGACGUGCGGACUCCUCAUCGACGAGGGUCCCGGAAAAUAAUAUUUUUUCUUCCCUUGGUCGUUCCGUUGGAAAUGGUCGCCUAGGCAACGAUCUCAACUGAUGCAAUACCACGGUGAAAUCAUAGAUGACUGUCCUCUGCGGAAGUCGCUGACCGAUCCACCAGCCCAACGAAAGGAAUGAUCCUCGAUGUACCAUACAUAUACGCUCCAAAGAUUUGAGAAGAAAAGAAAGGAAGUCCCGAGCUGUACACACUCGUCUGAGGCCGAUGGAAUCGAAAUGGACCGAUGGAAUGAAUCAUUCCAUCGCUCACCCGUGCCGGUACCUUGUUCUUGUGGCUAUCGCCGCAAUUUUCCACAAUGUUCCACCCUCCGGCGCGAACAAUAGGUUCGUCAACCGGGAAGGAGGUUUCUGAGCAAAAAUCACA
Galendromus occidentalis (western predatory mite) is the source of this 5895-nucleotide messenger RNA. Its product is annotated as agrin-like. Gene Ontology annotation, molecular function: calcium ion binding; protein binding. Gene Ontology annotation, biological process: cell differentiation; multicellular organism development. The record is from RefSeq and is a predicted model, not a curated record. Gene Ontology annotation, cellular component: extracellular region. Lineage: Eukaryota; Metazoa; Arthropoda; Arachnida; Mesostigmata; Phytoseiidae. The transcript is spliced from 26 exons.